Molecule: messenger RNA, 457 nt
Organism: Sipha flava (yellow sugarcane aphid)
Lineage: Eukaryota; Metazoa; Arthropoda; Insecta; Hemiptera; Aphididae
Exons: 3
Coding region: 14-457 (147 amino acids)
Source: RefSeq, a predicted model, not a curated record
CAAAAGUCUUACGAUGGCCAAGAAAGAAAUCGUUUUCCGCGUGAGACACACAGGCGUCACCCGCGUAGCGUUGAUCAAGCGCACCUUGGACGAACGGUACGUGCUGGAACUGGACGGGCACCGAGCCACGUUGUCGCGCGAAGGGCACGGCCGUUGGCCGGCCGGAAGAACGGUCGACGCCCACCAGUCGGAAGACACCACCGCGGCCUCGGGCACCGGCGCUUGGACCCGGAUUCAUAUCAGCUAUAAAUUCGUGUACAAAUCAAGAUUCCGGAGUAUACACAUUUGUGGCACAGACACAGGGAGCUCCGAUAAUUGUGUUGAACAUUUAUGCCGUCUCCAUUACCAACGAACCAGUAUCAGUGUAUAUAAAAGAUUCGGUUCCUGUUCGGUGCAACGCAAUCGCAUUGGGUUACUUGUUCACCGGGUUAUCACAAAAAUGGAUUGUCAACGAUAG